AUGGAAACUGUCGACAACGACAAGCCUAGGCCGAUUGCGCCACCAGAGCUGGAGCCCAUAUCGCCAGCACUCUCAUCGGCUGUUGCUCCCAAACCUUCUACUUCGAGGGCUGCAUCACCAAAUCAUGCACCAACUCCAGAUUCUACUUCCACCCGUGCUAUUGCUGUUGAGAUAAAGAGUCCAGCAGCUCCUGAUAGUGCGAUUGCAAUUGCGACUGAUCCUCCUGCUGCUCCCUCGGCAUCUGAACCCCGAGCCGCAACGCCAACCAUGCCGCAGUCACCACUGCAAUCAUCAUCAGCAGUAGCGGCAGCAGCAACAGCAUCGGAUUCAGCUUCGGUUAUCAAGGACCACGCACCAUCACCAUCUGUGCCCUCGACAAGUACUGUGAAUGGAAAAUCACCAGUAAUUGCCGCCGCAAGUCCUCCUACCGUCGCCGCCGCCGCUGUCGCUGUCGCUGUCAGAAGUCCAUCCCCAAGGCAAGUUAAAUUAUGA
This is a messenger RNA of Fusarium venenatum, 492 nucleotides long. RefSeq lists its product as uncharacterized. Lineage: Eukaryota; Fungi; Ascomycota; Sordariomycetes; Hypocreales; Nectriaceae. The record is from RefSeq and is a predicted model, not a curated record.